Messenger RNA from Agrilus planipennis (emerald ash borer), 3164 nucleotides. RefSeq lists its product as uncharacterized. Bases 397 to 3093 code for a protein of 898 amino acids. The transcript has 4 exons. The record is from RefSeq and is a predicted model, not a curated record. Lineage: Eukaryota; Metazoa; Arthropoda; Insecta; Coleoptera; Buprestidae.
GUACACUAAGACAACGCCAAUUACUACACCAACUACUAUCAACAGGCACGAUUCUGGGAAAAUUGCACUCAGUUUUGGAGUCAUAUGAAAUCCUGGAACAAUAGAGAACAUGAUAUCAAUAAAACAAACAGUGAUUUGAAUGAUAUUUUAAAAUCGUUAAAAGAAGGCAUAUGCAAGGACAGCAUGUAAACCUGGAGAAACCAAACAUUAUUGUGAUUACACACACGUGAAACGUAUAAUUAACAAGUGAUCGAUGUUGAAAAAUAGGCUAGCUUCUGUCAAUCAAUUUCAAAUUCAAAAACUGUCACAAUGUUGGAGUAUUAAUAAAAUUUUGUCAAAAUUACUUAAUUCAGUCAUUUUUUGCUCAAAAUUUUAUCUGUUUGAAGUGUAGCAGCAAUGGAUAAAGGGUUUCAAACUUAUUACCCAUAUUAUCCGCCAUGCAACACUACCCAACGUGGUUCUAGGGAAUUUUAUCCCUUUUGUUCCCGACGAGAAGCGAAAAAGGCCGAUUAUGUUUUAGAAGAAUCAGCGUCAGUUGAACUAAAUAGCGUUAUCCUUAACGAAACCGUUUACGAUGAGGUCCAGCGUGGUGCAUUGCUACAUCCGAUUCGGAAACUCCGUAAACGUUUUUCAAUUCCGCCUACCCAAUCGCCCAUGUAUUUGGAUGACUUGAUGAAAGACUUGUUAAGAUUCGAAGGUGUUUGUAAGAAAAAGAAGAAAAAGAAAAAGAAGGUACCAGGGCCAAGCUGUAAAUUGUCAUACCUAAAAAACAUGAAAAAAAUGGACAGAGACGUACUGACACGAAAACAGUACAUCGAUUUUCUGUCCACUCCAAAAAAGUAUCCAAAAGAAGAUCCGUGUCCAAAACCUCCGGAUCCUUGUAAAAUAUUAAAGACAGAAAUGUGCCCCCCGAGAAUUCUUCAACUUGCCAUUCCAAAAAAACGACUGGUCUAUGAAACGUGGAAGAACUACAACUGCGUUCUUCCCAUUCAUCUUAUUGAGAAGCUGCAGGAAAUCCUACAUUCAGAUCGAAAUCUUGAAGCUUCGUACGCCAGAAGAUACUUUAAACGUCUUGAGAGGCAAAAGAAGAGAAAGAAGAUGUUGGAGAAGAAGAGAAGGCUGAGACAGAUCGCGAGGAGGAAAGAUAAAUGGCUGAAAGAUAUAAUAAAGCGUACGGCUAAAGCUAUAGUGAAAUUUAUCAGGGAUCGACCCAAUUAUAGUCUAAACUAUAAACAAAUCAUGUUCAGUGAUGCACUUUAUAAUUUAGCAAUUCAAAUAAUGCCGAUUCCUCGCUUAAAUCGUAAUUGUCCUUGCAACGCUUACCACAGGACCUUGUUAGAAAUUCUUGAUAAAAUUGCUAUGUGGGUGGAUUUGAUAUUGAAAUAUAUAGACAUCCACUACACUGACUCAGAAGAGGAACUGCUGCUAAGGUUGCCAUCAGCUGGAGAACUAGGAGAAGGGGAAGAAGAAGGCGAAGGAGAGGGCGAAGAAGAAGAAGAACUUUCGGAAUUGUCGGAAUUAUCUUAUGGAGAAGGUGAAGGAGAUAUAUCUAUCCUAGAAUUGCAAACCGAACUGACAAUAACCGAAAGCGACAAGGGGGACGACUUACUCGACGAAGGAGAAGGAGAAGAAGGAUUUGCUGGAUUUUGCGCCGAUACCGAGGACGUAAUGGGAAUGCUGAAAGAUAGCAUGCUGGGCCUCCUCAUCUCGAUAUACGAAAGAGGACCAACAUUGCUUGAAGAGCAAUUGGAUCCCAAGAUCUUUGGCAAAGUUACAAGACGCUAUCUUUUGGACAAAAUUAAGUCGUUGGCUGAUAAAGAUUUAGCUGACCUAAUUCGCGAGCGACAGGUACAGCUUGAGCAGAGAAUGAUGGAAUGGGUACAUAAAAAUGCUCCUGAAGAGCUUAAUGACGAUAUGUGCAAGACGAUUAAAAUAGUCGCUGCCCUUUUGGCGAGAUGUUUCGGCAAAGAGUUUUUGGCAGGACUCUUGGAAGAAGAAUUGUUGUUUGGAACUGGCGAAGAUGAUGACGGAGCUGGUCGCGGACGAGCUCGACUAGCUGGCGAUGAAGGGCGCGGAGGAGGUGUACAGGAAUACGGCGAAGAGGGUCUUGCCGGUGACGACCUAUUCGGAGAUGAUCGUUCAAAAGGAUACGACGAUGGCAAAGGCGAAGGAGAGGAAGAGGAAUGUGAAUUACCGGAUAUGGAUGAGGGAGAGGGACCUUGUGGCGAAGGAGAAUUUGGAUUCAGAGGCGUAUGCGAAGAAGGGGAAGACGAAGAAGGGGGAAGACGACGAAGAGGCAAAAGGCCAUGUGGCGAAGAAGGGGAAGAAUCUGAAGAAAGUGAAGAAGGGGUAUGCGAAGGUGAAGGAGGAAAGAAAAAGAAGAAACCAUGCGAAUUGGAGAUUGAGAGAAGAAGAAGAGAACAUCCACUUCCUACUACUAUUUGCGCACACAAACCUUCUAAAACAUUCGAGCAUUCUCCAGAUAUGAUGUGCUGUCUGCAUCUGAAACUUUGGGCUACAUGGCUGUAUGAAGUUGCAAAUAAUGCCCACACAUGGACGAAAUGGAUAAUUCAAGUAUCACAAGAGGUCCGCCACUAUGCAGCAAUCGUUAGAGGCGACGUCCUUGAUGACAAUGGCAAACCGAAAGUCCUGUACAAGCAAGAAUGGAGAGAUUUCGUGGCCAAAAUCGACAAGAUGAUCGUAUCGUGGCGACAGUACAGUCUGGACGUCAAGAAAGUAACGGAAAGUGUUAUCAAGAAUUUCAAAGGGAAGAAAGUCCAAUGUUGUCCGAAAUGUUUGGAAGAUAGUAACAUAGUCGACGUCAGCAUGGUGCAUGGUAUCACGCAGCAGUUGGCUGAUGCAAUGAUGACUGCUCAGUACUGGAGGAAUUGGCUAGAUGAUAUCAUGAUGCAGACUUGCAAAUUGCUCACUGUUGAUGUGCCUGAUGUUUGCGACACUGACUCUGUCUACACCGGAAUGAUGAGCACCAUUACAGAAAUUGGAUCGUACAUCAGCGACGGUUCUGACAGCGUGUGGGAAAUAGAAGAAAUGGAGAAAGGAAAAUGCGUAUGCUUCAAAGAUCAGAAGAAAUAACGUUGGUAGAUCUUUUCACAAUGUACUUCAUAUAUAUAACGAGUUUAAAAUAAUACAAUGUCUAAAAAAUC